CCGCGCCGCGGCGGUGGAGGCGGCGGCGGCGGCGGCAGAGGAGGAAAGGAAGGAGGAGGUGGUGGAGGAGAGGAGCAGGAGGAGGAGCAGCGGCGAGCCCGGGCGACGUCGGCGGGGCCCGAGCGCGGAGCCCCCGGGAUAGAGCGCACACCGGGGUGUCCCGGCACCCCGCUCGCCCCGGGCCGCCGCGGAAGAUGGUGGCGGCGCCGUGCGCCCGGAGGCUGGCGCGGCGCUCGCACUCGGCGCUGCUGGCGGCGCUCAUGGUGCUGCUGCUGCAGACGCUGGUGGUGUGGAAUUUCAGCAGCCUGGACUCCGGGGCUGGAGAGCAGCGGCGCGCGGGGGCAGCGGCGGGAGCAGCCGAGCAGCAGCAGCAGCAGCCCGCGGCCCCGCGCCGGGAGCGCAGGGACCUGGCUGCCCAUCUGCCCGCAGCCCGCGGAGGACCUGGAGGCCGAGCCGGUGGAGGAGGAGCACGGGGAGGCGGCCCCGGAGGAGCCCGCGCACAGCAGCCUGCCAGCCGCGGGGCACUAGCCUCCCGGGCGAGGGAUCCACACCCAAGUCCACUGAUCACCCUAGAGACCCAGGAUGGCUACUUCUCUCACCGUCCCAAAGAGAAAGUUCGGACCGACAGCAACAACGAGAACUCAGUCCCCAAGGACUUUGAGAAUGUGGAUAACAGCAACUUUGCCCCCAGGACCCAGAAGCAGAAGCACCAGCCAGAGCUGGCAAAGAAGCUACCCAGCAGGCAGAAGGAGCAUUUGCAGAGAAAGCUGGAUGCCCAGGACAAAGGACAGGGCCAGUCAGUCCUGGGGAAAGGCCCCAAAGAACUGCUGCCUCCUCGGGAGAAAGCCACAGGCAACAGUAGCCAAGGGAAGGAUCUCUCAAGACACAGCCAUGCCAGGAAGAGUGGUGGUGGUGGGUCCCCCGAAACCAAGUCUGACCAGGCCCCCAAGUGUGACAUCUCUGGCAAGGAGGCCAUCUCAGCACUGACCCGCGCUAAGUCCAAGCACUGUCGCCAAGAGAUUGCGGAAACCUACUGUCGCCACAAGCUGGGGCUGCUGAUGCCAGAGAAGGUGGCUCGAUUCUGUCCCUUAGAAGGCAAAGCCAACAAGAAUGUCCAGUGGGAUGAGGAUGCUGUGGAGUACAUGCCUGCCAACCCAGUCAGAAUCGCCUUUGUCCUGGUGGUCCAUGGCCGUGCCUCUCGACAGCUACAGCGCAUGUUCAAGGCCAUCUACCACAAAGACCAUUUCUACUAUAUCCAUGUGGAUAAGCGUUCCAAUUACCUGCAUCGGCAAGUGCUCCAAUUUUCCAGGCAGUACGACAAUGUCCGAGUCACCUCCUGGAGGAUGGCCACCAUUUGGGGUGGAGCCAGCCUCCUGUCCACCUACCUACAGAGCAUGCGGGACCUCCUGGAGAUGACUGACUGGCCCUGGGACUUCUUCAUCAACCUCAGCGCUGCUGACUACCCCAUCAGGACAAAUGACCAGCUGGUAGCAUUUCUUUCCAGAUAUCGAGAUAUGAACUUCCUGAAGUCACAUGGCCGGGACAAUGCAAGGUUCAUCCGGAAGCAGGGCCUGGACCGUCUCUUCCUGGAGUGUGAUACACACAUGUGGCGCCUGGGGGACCGGCGGAUCCCAGAGGGCAUUGCUGUGGAUGGCGGCUCUGAUUGGUUCCUGCUAAACCGGAAGUUUGUAGAGUAUGUGGCAUUCUCCACAGAUGACCUGGUGACCAAGAUGAAGCAGUUCUACUCUUACACCCUCCUCCCUGCUGAGUCCUUUUUCCACACGGUCCUGGAGAACAGCCCCCACUGCGACACCAUGGUGGAUAACAACCUGCGCAUCACCAACUGGAACCGCAAGCUGGGCUGCAAGUGCCAGUACAAGCAUAUCGUGGACUGGUGCGGCUGCUCUCCCAAUGACUUCAAGCCUCAGGACUUCCAUCGCUUCCAGCAGACAGCCCGGCCCACCUUCUUUGCCCGAAAGUUCGAAGCCAUAGUUAACCAGGAGAUCAUUGGGCAGCUGGACUCUUACCUGUACGGGAACUAUCCUGCGGGCACCCCAGGCCUCCGCUCCUACUGGGAGAAUGUCUACGAUGAACCAGAUGGCAUCCACACCCUCAGCGAUGUGGCCCUCACCCUGUACCAUUCCUUCAUCCGUCUGGGUCUUCGAAGGGCUGAGUCGUCCCUACACACGGAUGGGGAAAACAGCUGCAGGUACUACCCAAUGGGCCACCCAGCAUCUGUCCAUCUCUACUUCCUUGCUGACCGCUUCCAGGGCUUUCUGAUCAAGCACCAUGUGACCAACCUUGCUGUGAGCAAACUGGAGACACUGGAGACAUGGAUGAUGCCAAAGAAAGUCUUCAAGGUCGCAAGUCCCCCCAGUGACUUUGGGAGGCUUCAGUUUUCUGAGGUUGGCACUGACUGGGAUGCCAAAGAGAGGCUGUUCCGGAACUUCGGUGGUCUUUUGGGGCCCAUGGAUGAGCCGGUGGGGAUGCAGAAAUGGGGGAAGGGACCCAAUGUGACCGUGACUGUUAUUUGGGUGGAUCCUGUCAAUGUCAUCGCGGCCACCUAUGAUAUCCUGAUUGAGUCCACUGCGGAAUUCACACACUACAAACCCCCUUUGAAUCUGCCGCUGAGACCUGGAGUCUGGACAGUGAAGAUUCUCCAUCACUGGGUGCCAGUGGCAGAGACCAAAUUCCUUGUCGCACCUUUGACCUUCUCCAACAAGCAGCCCAUCAAACCAGAGGAGGCUUUGAAGCUGCACAAUGGGCCACCUCGCAGUGCCUACAUGGAGCAGAGUUUCCAGAGCCUGAACCCAGUCCUCAGCCUGCACAUCAAUCCUGCCCAAGUCGAACAGGCCCGGAAGAAUGCAGCCUUCACCGGGACAGCACUAGAAGCCUGGCUGGACUCGCUGGUGGGUGGGACUUGGACUGCCAUGGACGUCUGUGCCACGGGCCCCACUGCCUGCCCAGUCAUGCAGACCUGCAGUCAAACAGCCUGGAGUUCCUUCAGCCCUGAUCCCAAGUCAGAGCUGGGUGCAGUCAAACCUGACGGCCGGCUCAGGUAGCACUGGCCUCACGGGACCGAUGCAGCCUCAACCUUGGCCUCUGAUCUUAUAUGAGGGAGGGGGGAUUCCUUUGGUAUUAGGACCUCAGCUGACUGUAGGACAGUGGAGAGAGAGGGUUUGGAGUCCAGAGAAAAGUCAGCCUGUAUUUGUGAAGCUGGUCUCUGGGCUAGGUGACCCAGUCCUGGGGCUACAGUGGUCUCCCUCUACCGGUUGUCGCUCAGUCCUGCAGGCUCCUGUUCUCCCCCUCCGAUGGCCUGCACCCCUACCUACAAGUGAGUUUUAAACUUUUAUUUCAAGCAGCAGAACUUUGUUUACUUGGCACAGUCGGGGGUGGAAGUGCAAGACCAAGAUGAAGUCCAGGCUGCUCUGGUUGAAGCUGAGGUUGUGUGAGGUUCCUUCUCAAAACUCAGCUCUCCAGGUAGUCCUUUGCCAAGGGCAUCUCUAAAGGUACCUCUUCUGAACCCAAGGGCUCUGUUUAAGCCAGUUUGACAAGCACUGCCCUGACCAAGGAUGGGCUCGCCAUCCCGGCCCUUCCAUUUAUCUCUUAGUUUCUGUGGCUGGGAAACCUUGCGCACGCCCGUGCUAAAAGUAGCGAGCUCCUGGAAGCCCUUCUCCUGGCCUUCCCAGGGAGGCGGAGACAGGGGAGGAUUCCAAGGUUCCUGUUGCCAGUCUGAAAGCUGUUUUCUCUGAAAACCAGAGGUUCAGGAAAGCCUUUGGAUGUGAAGCAACCAAGGUCCCCAGACAUGUGACUGCCAACUUGCCAUCUGUCCAGAUCAGCCUCUUCCAAGGCUGUCACAAAUGGUAACAGGAACAGGGUAAAGCAUACAGAGCCUGAGCUUCAAUUCUCCUUCGUGCCCCUGGGCUAGGAGAUGGCUACUGUGGCCUCUUUGGUACUUGAAAGUGGGAGCGGUGCAGAACCGGGGCUCUGAAUCUCAAAGGGGAUUAUGUGGACCCGAGCUUCUGACCUGGACGGCUGCACAGUAACACCCCUUACCUUCUGAGGUCAGGCGCCCCAAACCUUUGUGAACUGUGCACUUGGUGCUGUUGGCUGUGACCAAACUGCAUGGAUCAGACUUCUCCCACGCAGGAACAAACAUUUCAGAUUGGGUCUUUAAUUUCAUAUCCUUCCUCGCCAGGGUGCCCACAGGCUCAGUCUGGCCACACCACAGAAAAGGAAAAUUAAGUUUCAACAGUGGGAAGGUGGUUCAGAAAAUAGUGUUAUUCAUAUUGCUUGAGUUACCAGAAACCCAAGGGUCUUCUUGCCAUGUGUAUUCAAGGGGCACUGAGGAAGAGCACCCCCUUCCUCCUGGAGUCUGCCAAAUGACAGAGUUCUCGAGGAAAAGUUUCAUCCGUUCCUGUGUCUCUCCCAGCAUGGAUAAAGUACUGAAGUCCACCUUGAUGCGUCAACUGCACAGUCCUUUCCCCAUCUAACAUGGCGGGCAUAGAGAAGGGACCCUUGAUAUUUAUUAUUUAUAUGUUUUAGUCAAUGACUAAUUAGUAGAUGCUGGUUUUGCAGCUUGUCAAUUAUGUUAUCUUACUAACUGAAAUUGCCUUUAUUCACAAAAGGCUCCCCCGCCCCUCCCUUUCCCCGGUCUGACUGCCUUUCUCCCUCGUCCUCUCUCUAUCUGUCUCUCGGUGUCCACCCUACAUCCUGCACAGUUCCAACCAGUGCCCCCCCCUCUCAGGAAGUAGGACCCAUUUGGAUGGCUAUGACACCUCCUCUUUGCUUACCCAGGAUGCUGGUCUCACCUGUCCCUCUAAAUUCAAAAGUGUUAAAAUGCAUGAGUUCUCUCUUUAUCCUGACUGCUGACCCAUGGGCAAGGACGUGAUGGGCUCAUGGCUUGGGGCUGGAGAAGUGUGCCAAGUAUAGAACUAUAGAUCCACCCAGUUUAACCAUGAGCACAAGCUAUCACUAGCAGAGGAAGACAGGCUCCUUCCAAGAAUGAUUGAUCUUAGGAGGAGGGAUGGGGUCAGACCCAAAGGAGAGCUCAGGAGGUAGCUACUAUCUGUGCUGAUGGUGGAGCCUUCGGUGGCUUCCUCUAAAAACCCACAGGAUUUACGUUGCUUUUUACAAACCCAUGGAAACCGUGAGCCCGGUGCCCCAUUCUCUCAAUUCCCUGAGCCUUUGCCUCGGUCAAAGCUUCUCUGGGACUGUAGAACCUCUUUGAGUUCCCCCUUGACCCCUUUUGUUUUAAAGAUUUAUGUAUUCUGUCCUGGAAGGUCCCUGAGAUCCACAGACUCUGAGACAGGGUCUGUCUAGACCCAGUGACACUCAAUGACAUUUUUCAUACUGGAACGCACUUGGAAAUGGCAGAGCCUACUUCCUCUGAAGACACUCCUCUCCCUCUUUAUUCACCACAAGUAAUUUGGGGAUAUUUGUUUCCUCUGUUUUUGGACCCAGAGAAUAAUUUUUCUUUUAGUAAAAACAAACAAACAAACAAACAAAAACAAAAAAUGGAGAAUUUAAAAGAAGUUCAGCAUAAUUUAAGAAAAUAUGUUUUCCUAUGGAAAAUGGCAUAACUCCUUAUCUCUUGGUGUUCUCCUGCCUGAAAACUAUAUAUUUGUUGGAGGCUAUUGGUCAAACAACAGCCUUGGGAGGGAGCUGCCCAGAGUUUUGAAAACACAGAACCAUCAUCUCUGGGAGCCUUAAAGUCUGCAGCCUGCAGAAGCAAGAAGCUUAACUACUGACCAGGUCCCGAGUGUCUGCAAGGGUAUUUAUUCCUUAUGGGGAGAAGUAUUUUCAGAUGGCACCUCUCCAUGCCAUUUGGUAACUAUGGCUCCCAAAGCCAACUUCCCAGGCUGUGCAGGAAGUUGUAAGUCUCUGAGAGGAAAGGGAGCCACUUCCAAUGCCCCUUUGCUUUAACAAUGAAGUUCUUUUUCUGUUCCCCAGGGGCCUUUCUGGUGGAAAUCAGGAGCCUCCUGGUUUCAUUUCUCAUUAUUGGUUUAACUUUUUAAACUGUGAUUAAGUUUAGAGGGUAUAAACACAGCUACACAAACACACACAGGCGCACACACACACACACACACACACACACACACACAUGCAUGCACAUGUGCAAACACUCCUAAGGAGCUUGUUUCUACUUUGGAUGUAGCCUGAGUAUUUACAGAGCAUAACCCCUUCAGGUUGUCUAGUUUUCAGAUAGAUAAGAGGAUGUUGAUUGAAACUGUAACCUCUCUCCCAAGACACUCCAUAAGAGAGAAGAGCAAUCAAUGGUCACAAAGUGUAGAGUCUGAGGAAGAAACCAUUUACAACCUGCUUCAUGAGGGUUUGGAUCAGCCGUCCCGACAGCAUUGAGAAUAGGCUUGAAACCAGUGUCAACCUUGUUAGCUUGAGCACUCAGAGAAGGCUUGCCAGACCAGAGAAACUCUACCGCAGGGUCCGUAAAAGCAUAACGAGGUCCAGGAAACAAGCAUAGAUGGGUAAAACCAUAGGCGAAAGACAAAAGGGAGUGGUGGGGAGUGUGGUCUUCCUGGCACGCACACGACUGCUCUGUUAAUAAAGGCAGCUGUGUCUCAGCUCCCAGCUUAUCACAGCAAGAAAGAAAGCAAAGCUCAUUGCAGUGGAAUCUUUCAGCUAAUAAGGGAAGCCAAAUACAUCCAGCUCCUGUUUGUUUGUUUAUUGUUUUUGUUUGUUUUGUUUAAUAGGAAAUCUAGUUGUUCAAUAUUGGCUACUCUUAUUUCAAUUUAAUUUUUUUCUUUUUUAAGAUGCGGGCAGAAAAGUAGCUUCAUAGUUGUGCUCAGGCAAAAUCCUCUUUCUGGAAAGGUGGUUUGAAAUGAGGGAAAGAAUUUAGGGGUAAGGAGUCAGGGAAAGCCAGGGUUAAGAGUGCAAGAACAGCUCACAUUAAACUGUGUAAGACUCCAGGUUUCUGCUUAGUAGUUCCCUCCUGAGAAAACCCGUCUUCUGCAGGAGGUCUGGCUCAUCCACUUCCCUGGCCUGUGCUGAUGAGGAAAGAGUGGGAUCUGGGGUCUGGGGUCCUACCUCAGACACAAAGAGGUUCUAAUCUGCCCAGGUCUCCACCUUCUGGCAUUCCAUCAAACCAAGCCUAGAUGGCAAUGGUGCCAUCCUUAAGAUGAGGCUGGGGAGUACUGGGUCCCACUCCAGAGUCCGCAUGAGUUACCAUGCUGCCACUGUGCUGGAAGGUUCUUCAGGAGCCACAAGGGGCUGUGCUGGCUUAAGUAGUCUUCUUUGCUUCUGCCUCAGUUACCUUACUUUGCCCAAGGGUCAACCCAGGCACUACCUCAAUGUCUGCUGAGAAGUUUACCUGGGGGUGGGGCGGAAUGAGGUGUUACCAGGCUGAAGCUGAAUGUACAA
Mus pahari (shrew mouse) is the source of this 7377-nucleotide messenger RNA. RefSeq names its product xylosyltransferase 1 (gene Xylt1). The transcript is spliced from 12 exons. Gene Ontology annotation, molecular function: protein xylosyltransferase activity. Gene Ontology annotation, cellular component: membrane. The coding region runs from base 195 to 3062 and encodes 955 amino acids. Gene Ontology annotation, biological process: chondroitin sulfate proteoglycan biosynthetic process; heparan sulfate proteoglycan biosynthetic process. Lineage: Eukaryota; Metazoa; Chordata; Mammalia; Rodentia; Muridae. The record is from RefSeq and is a predicted model, not a curated record.